Messenger RNA from Capsella rubella, 1156 nucleotides. Its product is annotated as protein OS-9 homolog. The record is from RefSeq and is a predicted model, not a curated record. Gene Ontology annotation, cellular component: endoplasmic reticulum lumen. The transcript is spliced from 8 exons. NCBI's taxonomy places the organism in Eukaryota, Viridiplantae, Streptophyta, Magnoliopsida, Brassicales, Brassicaceae. Bases 95 to 937 code for a protein of 280 amino acids. Gene Ontology annotation, biological process: endoplasmic reticulum unfolded protein response; retrograde protein transport, ER to cytosol.
GCAGCGAAAUAACAAGCGACGAGCGAUCUCAUCGUCUACGUCUACUUCGCCGUCGCCUGUAACCGUCCGGUGGUAAUUUAGCUUAACAAGGAAAAUGAGAAUCAAGCGAAUCGUGUUAUGUCUUGUAAUAGUCGCAGUGUCUUCAAUCUCCUAUGUCCGGUCCGAUCAGAUCUUCCCAGCUCAUCUAGUUGGAACAUUCAGCAGAAACAAUCGUGAACCAAAGUACAAGAUUGAGUUCCUUCCUGAAGAUUCACCUUUUCACCCGGGUGAGAAUUUGGAAUCUAUGGUUAUGAUGGAUAAGCAUGGGGGUAGAUUUUUAUGUUACUUACCAAAGGAGGAAAAGGCAACAAGUGGAUGGACUUCUAGUCAGCAGAAUAUUAGUACUGUGAUGAUGGAUACACACAAACAGGUGAAGCUAAGGACUCCUGAUGAAUUGCUUCAGUCACUUGAGAAAUGCAUUGUUAGACAAGAGGGUUGGUGGUCUUAUGAGUUUUGUCAUGAGAAAUAUGUACGGCAAGUACACACUGAUGACGAAAACAAGAUUGUUCAAGAGUUUUUACUGGGUACUUUUGACCCAGAGGCAACUGCGGGUUUUAACCAAACUGUAUCUGAUGCUUCUGAUGCAUCUCAGAGGUAUCACUCUCAUGUAUACACCAAUGGGACCACCUGUGAUCUUACUGGAUCACCUCGAGAAGUCGAGGUUAGGUUUGUAUGCGCAGAAACCAGGGCAAUGAUCACUUCGAUCACUGAGCUAUCCACUUGCAAGUACGCACUAACUGUUCAGUGCCCAACCUUGUGCAAGCAUCCGCUGUUCCAGCUAGAGAAACCAGUGUCACACACGAUCCAUUGUAACCCAAUUCCAGUGGAAAAAGACGUACAAAGAAACAAGGAAGAACAAGUCGUAGGCGAAUCACCUAAGAUGAUUGCUGAUUCUUGAAACCCGCUUAAGAGUAAGAGUUAAACAGCGAAUGUAUAUAUAUAUAAGAACUACAUUCUCGGUGUUACCUGCUGUCAUGUUCAUGGUUAUAAUUGCGAAUUCUUACCGGUAGGAUGAUGAUACUCUCUCUAUGUAACAUUUCUGCAUACUAAAAGCAGCAUUACUAUUGAAAGCACUGAUAAAAUUAGUUUUGAUUCAAAGACGGCAAUGCUUGAUUGA